Messenger RNA from Schistocerca nitens (vagrant locust), 903 nucleotides. RefSeq names its product juvenile hormone acid O-methyltransferase-like. NCBI's taxonomy places the organism in Eukaryota, Metazoa, Arthropoda, Insecta, Orthoptera, Acrididae. The record is from RefSeq and is a predicted model, not a curated record. The transcript has 5 exons. The coding region runs from base 1 to 903 and encodes 300 amino acids.
AUGACCGACGCGGAGCAGUACGUGUCGGCGAGCGCCGGGCAGCGCCAGUUCGCAGCCCAGGUGCUGGACGAGCUCUGCUCCAGCCUGGACUGGUCCCACUGGCUGGAGCGUCCAGAGUCCAGCAUCCUCCCUGUGCUGGACGUGGGCUGCGGCCCUGGAGACACCACGGUGCUGGAGCUGGUGCCACGCCUGCCCUCCGCCGUCCGCGUCGUCGCCGCGGACUCCUCCCGUGACAUGCUGCGCAAAGCCGCUUCGAGGUUCCCCGAGUCCACAGUCGACUUCCAGCUUCUCGACAUCGGCACGCCGUACCUCCGGGAGUCCGAGGUGUGGCGACUGGGCCCCUACUCCAAGGUCUUCUCAUUCUUCUGCCUGCACUGGGUGCCAGAUCAGAGGACUGCGCUGUCCAACAUUUGCGACCUGCUUGCCCCUGGAGGUGACGCCGUGCUGGUCAUGGUCGGCCGUUGCCCGAUCUUCGACGCGUACGAGCAGUUCUCCAAGAUGCCGCAGUGGGCCGAAUACAUGCAGGACUACAAGAAUUUCGUGUCGCCGUAUCAUCUCCAGCUCGACCGCGUGCAGCACCUGAGAAGCUUGCUGGUUGAGAGCGGCCUCACAGUGAAGACGUGUCGUGAGGAGAAUGACUUCGCCUUCUCUUCCCCACACCAGCACGAGAUUAUAGACUCCUUGAAGGCGGUGAUCCCGUUCACGGUGAGAAUGCCUGCAGCAGUACGAGAGACCUACCUCCAGGGGAUAGUCAGUGCUUGCUACGCCAACGGGUCACUCAGCGUCAAACCUGGGAUAGGUUUAGAAGAUUUUGGUAUUAUUAAUACAUCUUCAUCCUACACACUGAUCGUCUUCCCAAAGCUGUAUAGUAUGCAACUCAUUGGAAUCCUGCUCUCCGACUAA